CGAUUCUCUUUUUUUUUUCUCUGUCUCCGUGUCAUGGCGAAGCCCCGUAAGCCAAAGAACGAGGACCCUAAACCCGAGAAUUCCGGCGCCCUAGUUCACCACCAGAAGCUCUGCCUCUCCAUCGACCUCCACAAACGCCUCGUCUACGGGUAUACUGAAUUGGAGAUUGCCGUGCCGGAGAUUGGGAUCGUUGGCCUGCACGCUGAGAAUUUGGGGAUUGAGAGUGUUUCCGUCGACGGUGAGCCCACUGAGUUCGAGUAUUAUCCUCAGCAGCACCAGCAGCAGGCGGAGGACGAUGACAGGAGGUGGAGCUCCGUCGAUUCGCCUGCCUCGGCUGCUGACGCUGCCGGCUCAGUGUACUUGUCUGCUCUGGAGAAGGAGCUGGUGCCGAAUUUGCUCAUUAACUGCUGCAAGCCGGCCAAGGCUGAGAGUGAACAGCUCGAGCAGCAGCCGGUCUCUGAAAAUGGGUUUCAUUCCUCUGCUGAGCCUAAGCAGAAUGUAAGAGUCGUUCGUAUUAACUAUUGGAUAGAGAAGGCGGAGACAGGGAUACAUUUCAAAGAUAAUGUUCUUCACACUGAUAACCAGAUUAGGAGAGCGAGGUGCUGGUUCCCUUGUAUAGACGACAGUUCACAGCGAUGUUGCUACGACCUGGAGUUCACUGUAGCACACAAUCUUGUGGCUGUUAGUACCGGAAGCUUGCUAUAUCAGGUUUUAAGCAAGGAUAAUCCUCCUCGGAAAACAUAUGUAUAUAAAUUGGAUGUUCCAGUUGCUGCAAGGUGGAUAUCUUUGGCUGUAGCCCCAUUUGAAAUUCUUCCUGAUCACCAAUUCAGUCUUAUAUCACAUAUGUGUUUGCUACCUAAUCUGUCAAAGAUGCGGAAUACAGUGGAAUAUUUUCAUAGCGCCUUCAGCUGCUAUAAGGAUUAUCUUUCUGCAGACUUCCCAUUUAACUCUUAUAAACAAGUUUUCAUAGAGCCAGAGAUGGCAGUUUCUUCAAUGAGUUUAGGAGCAUCUAUGAAUAUAUUUAGUUCUCAAGUUUUGUUUGAUGAAAAGCUUAUCGACCAGACCAUUGAUACAAGGAUAAAACUUGCAUAUGCUCUUGCAAGACAAUGGUUUGGUGUAUAUAUCACUCCCGAGGGACCAGAUGAUGAAUGGCUUUUGGACGGGCUUUCUGGUUUCUUGACAGAUUUUUUUAUUAAGAAACAUUUGGGCAAUAAUGAGGCGCGGUAUCGUAGAUACAAGGCAAACUGCGCUGUCUGUAAAGUUGAUAGUAGUGGAGCCACAGCUUUGAGCUGUUCAUCUUCUUGUAAGGAUUUAUAUGGGACGCACUAUAUGGGUUUGUAUGGAAAAAUAAGAUCGUGGAAAGCUGUGGCAAUUCUUCAGAUGCUGGAAAAGCAGAUGGGUCCUGAAUCUUUCCGUAGAAUUUUGCAAACAGUAGUUUCUCGUGCUCAAGAUAAAACACGUUCUGUGAAGACUCUUAGUACUAAGGAGUUUCGGCAUUUUGCCAAUAAGGUUGGAAAUCUUGAACGACCAUUUCUUAAAGAUUUCUUCCCUCGGUGGGUUGGUUCAUGUGGAUGCCCUAUUUUAAGGAUGGGAUUUUCCUAUAAUAAAAGGAAGAAUAUUGUUGAAUUGGCUGUAUUGAGGGGAUGCACAGCAUCACAGACGUCAAGUACAUCAGCUCUUGAUAUUAAUCCAAAUACUGAAAAUAGAGAUGGUGACAGUGGAUGGCCUGGGAUGAUGAGUAUCAGGGUAUAUGAACUUGAUGGAAUGUAUGACCAUCCAAUUCUACCAAUGGCUGGAGAAGCAUGGCAACUAUUAGAAAUACAGUGCCACUCUAAGCUUGCUGCUAGACGUUUUCAGAAGCCUAAGAAAGGUCUAAAACUAGAUGGUUCUGAUGAUAAUGGUGAUGUACCUUCCAUGGAUGUACGCUCCAGUACAGAGUCCCCUUUGUUAUGGAUCAGAGCAGACCCUGACAUGGAGUACCUUGCUGAGAUUCAUUUUAAUCAACCAGUACAGAUGUGGAUUAAUCAAUUAGAGAAGGAUAAAGAUGUUAUUGCUCAGGCACAAGCGAUUUCUACCUUAGAAGCAUUGCCCCAGUUAUCAUUUUCUGUUGUAAAUGCCCUCAACAAUUUUCUCACUGACUCCAAGGCUUUCUGGAGAGUACGAAUCGAAGCAGCAUUUGCAUUGGCGAGUUCAGCAUCUGAGGAAACUGAUUUCGCUGGCCUGCUUCAUUUGAUUAAAUUUUAUAAGAGUCGAAGGUUUGACUCUGACAUUGGACUCCCAAAGCCAAAUGAUUUUCAUGAUUUUGCUGAGUAUUUUGUUCUUGAGGCCAUUCCACAUGCUGUAGCUAUGGUCAGAGCUGCAGACAAGAAAAGUCCAAGGGAGGCAAUCGAAUUUGUUUUACAACUAUUGAAGUACAAUGACAACAAUGGGAACCCUUACUCAGAUGUCUUCUGGCUUGCUGCAUUGGUUCAGUCGGUUGGCGAGCUUGAAUUUGGGAAACAGAGUAUCCUCCUAUUGUCAUCACUUCUUAAACGCAUUGACCGGCUGUUACAAUGUGAUAGCCUCAUGCCCAGCUACAAUGGAAUCUUGACUAUCAGUUGUAUCCGGACAUUGGCUCAGAUUGCGCUAAAGCUGUCAGGGUUCAUUCCUCUUGAUCGUGUGUAUGAACUUGUGAAGCCUUUUAGGGAUUUGAAGGCAAUGUGGCAAGUUCGCAUUGAAGCCAGCAGAGCCCUCCUUGAUCUUGAAUUCCACUUGAAAGGCAUUGAUGCAGCAUUACUUCUAUUUAUCAAAUACGUUCAGGAGGAGCCUUCCUUAAGAGGGCAGUUAAAACUGGCCACUCAUGUUAUGCGACUCUGUCAGAUGAAAGAAGGACCGAGUUCUAAUGAUGAAAUUUCAAGCCAAAAUCUCAUCUCAUUGCUUUGUUUAAUGGAAGGACGGAUGGCUUUUAAUAAUGUCUUUCUCCGACACUACUUGUUUUGCAUAUUACAAGUAAUUGCGAAAAGGUAUGAAUUCGUCUAUUUUUAAUGCUCCUUACUAGAA
Molecule: messenger RNA, 3039 nt
Organism: Arachis duranensis
Lineage: Eukaryota; Viridiplantae; Streptophyta; Magnoliopsida; Fabales; Fabaceae
Product: transcription initiation factor TFIID subunit 2
Exons: 24
Coding region: 34-3024 (996 amino acids)
Biological process (GO): transcription initiation at RNA polymerase II promoter
Cellular component (GO): transcription factor TFIID complex
Molecular function (GO): transcription cis-regulatory region binding; metallopeptidase activity; RNA polymerase II general transcription initiation factor activity
Source: RefSeq, a predicted model, not a curated record